AUGCCAGCCAGACAUCUCGACGUGGGCCAACCCACCCCAUACGGCGGUGCGACCAUGGGGGCAGAGACCCCUCCAGCGCAGGGAGGGGCCCAACCUGGAAACGGGCGACCCUGGGCACCAGAGCCCAAGACCCCGUACCCUGACCGCCGCAGAGGAGGCCGGCCAUCCGGCCCGGGGCCAGCACCCACCACCACGGGCACACCAGGCACUGCAAACAACCACCUCAUCUUUGGCUCUGGAACCAAACUGAGUGUAACAGAUGGAAAUCAGAGCGGCCAGAAAAGAACGACACAGGCACCGAGAGUUCACGCAAACACGCAGCAGAGCCCCACCCGACCAGCAGGACCCAGAGUCCAUGUGGAGGAGAGCAGCUCCCUGCUGUGUGUGCCCCCAGCCAUGUUUCCUUCUCUGGUCCAGCUGUCUUGUAAAAGACAGAAGAAGAACGGCGGGCUGGAGGAGCUGCCCCCUGCUGAGGGAGAGCAGCUGCAGCUGAUCCAUGAGCAGGAGAACAGCACAUAUAAAUGCAGCUGCUACAUCAAUGAUGGUGGCAGAACAGUGGAGGCCCAAACACAAGAAGAGCUUCCAGCUCCAGCAGCCUCCUGUCCUCCAGAGAGAGAGCCAGCAGACCUGCCAGCUCUGCAGCCAGCUGACUGGUCCUUCCAGUCUCAGUGCAGGGUGAAGCUGCUCUGCCUGCUGUCCACAGUGCUGAUAGUGAAGAGUCUGGUGUACUGCUGUGGACUCUCUCUGCUGAUGAUCCUCAGAAACAAGGGAGCGUCCACCAACUGCACACAUGCUGACUGACUGUUUUCUGCUCGCCUUUUCUCACCAUCAAAUCUCAUCCAUUCAUCUCAUUCAUCACUUUGAUCACCAUUCACACAUCUGAGAUCUUUGUCUUACUCUCAGCUCAUAUCCACAUGUUUGUGUUACUGAGUCUGUAGUGUCGAGUGUUUUCACAUUAAAUUUACUUGUACUAAACAGUAACUUCAGUCACACAUAGAUUAUAUUAGAUUUUUAUGCUCUUGUGUAAUUUUAGUUCAUUUGCAGCCAGUUUUUCUAAAGGAUGUUGAAUCUGCCUCCAACAAUGUCCUCACAAAGCCCCCAUUAAAAAAAGGAAUUGAUUCUUGCAGUAAAUACAAAU
Messenger RNA from Archocentrus centrarchus (flier cichlid), 1138 nucleotides. RefSeq lists its product as uncharacterized. NCBI's taxonomy places the organism in Eukaryota, Metazoa, Chordata, Actinopteri, Cichliformes, Cichlidae. The record is from RefSeq and is a predicted model, not a curated record. Bases 1 to 801 code for a protein of 266 amino acids. The transcript has 6 exons.